AAUCACUAAUGCUUGCGGGCUUAGUCUUACAGUACGAUAUAAAUACCGAGACAAGAGCCUUAGAGAUCAUUCGAUUGCUUGGGUCCAGCUCUCACUGCUUGACUCAACAUGAAGGGAAUAACUCUGAUUUUCUGCGUUAUCGCAGUUGCCGGAGUAUCUGCCAGCGGAAACGGACCAUGGAACAGUAACCAGCAGUACCGCUACCAUGUGCAAGGCAGAUCACUGUCAGCCAUGCACCAGUCAGGAUCAAACCAGUACGUGGGCAUGCACCUGAGAGCAGAAUUGGAAGUUGAGGCGAAGAAUGAGAACCAGGCUGUGUUCAAGAUCUCCAAGGCCGAGUACGCCGAUGUGCACCAGAACCUGAGUGGAGGCUGGCAACAAGAGUUAAGCAGCAAUGAGCUGCAGUACAAGCAGUUGCCCCUGUCACAAGCAAACCAAGUCUUUCAAGUCAACUACAAGCAGGGAGCAGUGCGCAGUCUGCAGGUCAACAGGAACACACCCACCUGGGAACUGAACAUGAUCAAGGGAUUUGUCAGCCUGUUCCAGGUCGAUGUGACUGGCCAGAAUGCCAUCAAGUCUAGGCGCAACAUUGUGCCCAAUGGCCAGCAGGUGAGUGGCUCGUUCAAGGUUAUGGAGGACUCUGUCACCGGCAAGUGUGAGACCCACUACGAUGUUGAUGAGCUGCCAAUGAGAGUUGUGCAACAGCACCCAGAGAUUGCACCACUUGCAGUUAAGCAGCAGGGCCAGGGCCAGGGCCAGAGCCACAGCCGUCUCAUUCAGGUGGUCAAGUCAAGGAACUUUAGCAACUGUGAUAACCCAGUCACCUACCACUUUGGAUUCACUCAGGAAAGCAACUUUGAGCCAGCCAGCAACCAGAUGGGCAACCUUGUCAGCCGUGCCACAACGAGCCGUAUCCUUCUUGCUGGAGAACCAGACAGUUACACCAUCCACUCAUCAGUCACUCAGAAUGAGAUUGCCAUCAGUCCAUUCGGCUACAACCAGCAGAAGGGAGUAGUUGGCACACUCAUGAAUGCCACCCUUGUCUCCGUGUCACAUGCCUCUUCUGGCUCUCCUCAGUCAGUCCAGAACCCACAGAAAAUCAACGAUCUGGUUUAUGAGUUCAACCCAGCAUCAAACAGUGAGAGCAACCAAAGAUCUAGCCACUACACCAGGCAGCAGGCUGAUAAUGAAGAUGACAGCAGCUCAAGCUCAUCUAGCAGUGACUCUUCUUCAUCAUCCUCCUCCUCUUCAUCUAGCUCAUCAUCAUCAUCGAGCAGCUCAGAGGAGAACAACAAGAGUAGUAAGAAGAACAACAUCAACAAGAACUGGAACAACAAGAACCAGAAUAAGAACAACAACAAUAACAGGAACAACCAUAAUAACAAUGACAACAACCAGGAUAACUCCAAUGAAAACAAUAAUGAUGAUGCUUACUGGAGGAGCCAGCAGAAGACCAAGUCCAGGUCACGCAGGAGUAUUCUGAGGAACUACAACAACGAGAAUGAUGAUGACCACAACCAAAACAGAAACCAGAACAGAAACAACAACAACAACAACAAUGACUCCUCUGAAGAGAGCAAUGAAAACCAGAACAACAAUAACAAGCACAACAACAAGAACUGGAACAACAAUGACAACAACAAGAACUGGAACAACAAUGACAACAACAAGAACUGGAACAACAAUGACAACAACAAGAACUGGAACAACAACAACAACAAGAACAGGAACAACAAUGACAAUGAUGACUCAUCAUCAAGCUCAAGCAGUUCCAGUUCUAGCUCCUCCUCCUCGUCCUCAUCUUCAUCCUCUUCGUCCUCAUCCUCUGAUCUUGACAGCAGCGAAGAGAACUGGCAGCAGAAGCCUGGCAUGAAUGAUGCACCAAGAACACCUUUCUUGCCCCACUUUGUUGGAGUAAGAGGCAACUCAAUUCAGGCUGACAAGCAGGUCGACAUUGUCAAUGAAGUCCAAAAGGUAGCCAUGAGGAUUGGCGCCCAGGUCCAGAGACCCAGUGCCAUUCCAGGACAGAACACACUCACCUCCUUCACCAUCCUCACCAGGAUGAUCCAGACCAUGUCAGCCAAGCAGAUCCAGGAAGUCAAACAGAGACUUUUCAUUGACAGGAACAAUGCCAAUGGCAAGAGCUCUGCUGAUGCCAAGAAACUCCAGAGUUGGGAAGCAUUCAAGCAUGCUACAGCUAAUGCUGGAACUGGACCAGCAUUGGAAGCCAUCAAGAACUGGGUUGAGAAGGGUGAUGUGAGGAAUGAGAAGGCAGCUGAACUUGUUGCUGUUCUGCCAAGAACCGCCAGACUGCCAACUGACCAGUACAUCAAGACUUUCUUCCAAUUUGCCACCUCAUCAAAUGUGCAGAACCAGAAGUACCUCAACUCCACCAUCAUCCUUGGAUUCUCUGAAAUCCUGAGGAAAGCUCAAGUUGACUCAGACACCAAACACAUGCGCUUUGGAGUUCACAGCUUUGGUCACUUGACAUCCAAGCAUGAUCAAUCCCUGCAUCAGGAAUACAUGCCCUACUUGGAAGAGAAACUCAAGAGUGCCUUUGAAAAGGGUGAUAGCCAGAAAAUCAUUGUCUACAUCCAAGCUCUUGGAAACACUGCACACCCAAGACUAUUGAAGACCUUUGAGCCCUACCUGGAAGGAAAGAAAUCAGCAUCACGCUUCCAGCGCCUCUUGAUGGUUGCCAGCCUCUACCAGAUGACCCGUGUCCACCCAACCACUGCCCGUGCUGUGCUCUACAGAAUCUACAAGAACCCAGGAGAAGCCGCCGAACUCAGAGUGGCUGCCCUACACCUUUUGGCCAAUGCUAACCCAUCUGCAGCCAUGCUACAGAGGAUGGCCCAGCAGACCCACUGGGAGCCAAGCAAGGAAGUCAUCUCUGCUACUCAAUCCUUCAUCAAGAGUGCUGCUGGUAUGGAUCAGAAUCCCAACUCCAUUAAAUUGGCAAGGAAUGCUCAGGCAGCUGUUGACAUGCUCAACCCUAAUGAGUAUGGAAGCUCCCUGUCCAAGAAUUUCCUCAGCUCAUUUGUUGUUGACCACAUUGACAAGAGCUACGAAAGCCAAUUAAGCUCCAUUGGCAGUGUUGACAGUAUUAUUCCAAGCAGUGUGUUUGUCAACUUUAUGGCCAAUGAUGGAGGAUACAAGCACCAAGUGUUCCAUCACUCUGCUAUGUUCUCCAGUGUCAAUGACCUUUUGGAGCUUGUGAACACCCAAUUCAAGAACAACAACAACAACAACAACAACAACAACAACCGCAAAAACAACAAGUCUGGAUCUUAUGACAAUGAAGACAACCAUAACAACAGGAACUCAAACAACGAAUGGACAGCUGAGAAUGUUCUCAAGGCCCUCAACAUCCAGAAGAACCAGGCUGAACAGCUGGAAGGAAACUUCUUCCUCACCAUGCUGGGAGGAAAGCGUGCUUUCGCCAUCAACAACCACACCAUUGAGAAGAUCCCAUCCAUUUUCAAGGAAACAGCACAGAAACUGAAGCACACCUCAUUCAACCUGACUCAGUUCUACAGCAAGAACACAAUGAAAGUAGCCUUCCCCACCCCAAUGGGUCUACCUUUUGUCUAUGCCACCAGUGUACCCACCAUGGUGUAUGUAGGUGGAGAGACCAAGGUCAACUCUCAUCCAGACUUGGCCAAUGGCAACAACAACUUUGUCAACAUUCCUCAAUACAUCAACAUCUCAGCUGACAUUGAAGCAGUCUACUCAAUGCAGGCCAACAGCAAAUUUGGUGUGGUUGCUCCAUUCAACCACCAUGAGUACUAUGCCAGUGUUGAGAAGAACAUGCAAUUCUAUAUGGCUGUUCAGACAGAGGCAAACAUUGACUUGGAAAACAACGAGGUCGAAUUCACAGUGCAGCCACUCAACAAGGAAGACAAGCAGAAUGUGUUCCAGUACAGCACAGUGCUCUACACCACCAAGUCAAACAUCCUCAACUUCAACCCAGCUCUGCAGGAGGAUGGCACUGAGAGAGUGCAUGUUGGCAAAGCUGAACAGAUUGAGAUGAAAUUUGGCAAGGAAAGCACUGGAUUCGCAUUUGAGGCCAGCUACUGGAGUGAGAAUGGCUAUGGAGACUUUGCCACACUCUACAAUGAAGUUAGCAAGUUUGAUUUCCAGUCUGCAAUGACAUCUCCCUGGGCUCAAGGCUCCCUCAACUCCAACAACAUUACUGUUGCCUUCAAUCCAAGGCAGAGCACCUCUCAGGUUGCCAAGUUUACUUUCUCCUAUGCUGAAAACUCUGAUGACAACAAUAACUCCCACAGUGGACAUGACAGCAACAGCAGCAACAACAACAAUAACAACAGGGCAGACUACUCUGAUGCUCAGCCAUCUUCCACAGCUGCCAACAGUCGUUCCAGACAGAAUGAAUUCCUGCGCAAGGCUGCUGCUGGCAUCUCAGGUGCUGAUGCUGUGGUUGUUGAUGUGUCUGCUAGAUUCCAAGGCAGCCAUGGUCAAUCCAAUGCCCAGUAUGUAGCCACUGUAGCAAUGGCCAACAGUGAUGCUUCUUCAAACGCUCGUAUGCUGUUCUUUGCAUCAAUGAACCCAGCUAACUCUGACUCCAAGGCCCAGGUGUGUGCUGCAGUUGCCAGUAACUUCCCCAAUGUGCCACUCAUGAACUUCCUUGAUGCCCUUAAGGCAAACCCAACUUCCCACAUCAGUGCUGACAUUGCCUUUGGAGCACAAUGCAAUGCUGGAGGACACAUCCAUGCUGAUGCCAGGUUGUCACAGACCCAGGAAUUCCAGGAGUAUGCAAAGAGCCGUCCAAUGGCCAAGAAAUGCUUCCAGUUGAUGGAGAAGGGCCAGGCUCUUGAAUAUGCUUGCCAGAAUGCCACCAAGGUCGCCAACAUGCUCAACAACUACGAUGUCUCAGUCAAGUAUGAUAGAGUACCAAAUGCCCUCAAGAACAUCACCUACAGCAUCUACUCAGCUCUGGCUCAAGCUGCCUACCCAUACCACAAUAAGAACAUGUUCAGUCAGAACAGCAAUCCUGCUGGCAGGAUUGAAGCCAAUGUCAGGUUCAACAACAACCUCCAUUACUUCAAUGCUUCAAUCAACACUCCAUUCUUCUCUGGCAAUGUCAAGAAUGUUGAAGUGGACCCUGCUCUCAGACCUCUGGUGAUCUUCCAUCCAUCCCUCAACUCAUUUGAGCUCAUGUCCUACAAUGAGAACUACGAUUACCCAACAUGUUCUGUCAGCAAGAACUCCAUCAGCACAUUCGACAACAAGACCUACUCAGCUGACCUUGAAGGCUGGCAUGUGAUGUUUGCCUCCACUCCAAAGAACUACAACGACAACUCUGGAAGAUACAGUGCCAGCAACAGCCAGUCCAACAGCUUCUACAAGUACAAGAAGGUUGUUGUCUUGGCCAAGAACGCCGGAUCUGAGCGCAAGGCUGUCAAGAUGCUGUUGGGAGAGAAUGUCAUUGACAUCAACCCCUCUGGCUCCGAGUCAAGUGACAACAGCCCCAACGCCAAUGUCCAGGUCAAUGGAAACAAGGUGCAGAUUACCAACAACAGGAUGACCAGUUUCGAUGACUUUGAUGGUGAGACCCUCGUUGAGAUCUCUGUCACAGACAAUGGAGAGGUGCAGGUUCAGUCUUCAUCCCAUGGCAUUGCUGUCUACCACGAUGGUGCCAACUUCAUCAUUGAUGCUGAUAGCUACCACAGAGGUGAGGUACGUGGUCUCUGCGGUACCUACUCUGGUGACAAGUACACUGACUUCACCACACCCAAUAAGUGCAUUAUUAGGGAGGCUAGACUGUUUGCAGCCACCUAUGCUCUGCCAGGUAGCAGCAACAGCAACGUUGAACAACUCAAGAGGCAGGCUGACCAGAUGCCUUGCUUGAGGCGCCGUCACAUCUUUGCUGAUGUCAUCACUUCCAACGACUAUGACAGAAGCAGCAGCAGCAGCAGCAGCAGCAGCAACAGGAACAACAACAAGAACAACAGGAACAACAAUAACAGUUCAGAAUUGCGCACCAACCCAACCAAACUGGUGCAGGACAUCAAGAACAAUGGUGACCAUGUCUGCUUCAGUAUUCACCCAGUCCCCAAGUGCCAGAGUGGCUUCUCCCCAGCUGAAUCAUCUGAGAAGGAGGUUCAGUACCUGUGCAUCAGCAAGGGCAAGAACGCCGAAUAUUGGGUUGGUCAGAUCAGCAAUGGUGGAUUCGUCAACCUUGGACAGAAGCAGCCUAAUGCCACAUUCAAGAAGAGCGUCCCAAAGAGUUGUGUUAGAGACAACUAAUCAUACAUCUGUAAAUUUAAACAUCAUGUGAUUUAUGCUCAAGUUGAACAAUAAAUUUUGCAUUCGAAUAACUA
Nilaparvata lugens (brown planthopper) is the source of this 6344-nucleotide messenger RNA. Its product is annotated as vitellogenin-1-like. Gene Ontology annotation, biological process: lipid transport. The transcript is spliced from 9 exons. The coding region runs from base 109 to 6270 and encodes 2053 amino acids. Gene Ontology annotation, molecular function: lipid carrier activity. Lineage: Eukaryota; Metazoa; Arthropoda; Insecta; Hemiptera; Delphacidae. The record is from RefSeq and is a predicted model, not a curated record.